This is a messenger RNA of Pleurotus ostreatus (oyster mushroom), 4365 nucleotides long. RefSeq lists its product as uncharacterized. Gene Ontology annotation, cellular component: membrane. The transcript is spliced from 12 exons. The coding region runs from base 1 to 4365 and encodes 1454 amino acids. The record is from RefSeq and is a predicted model, not a curated record. Lineage: Eukaryota; Fungi; Basidiomycota; Agaricomycetes; Agaricales; Pleurotaceae.
AUGUCCUCCCCCCAAGUCAGCCGUACUCCAACUCUGACGUGUGACUUCUCCCCUCCCAAAGAAAGGUCGUCAGCAUCCAUCGACAUCAGCGAAGGGAUUGCAGUUCCUCUCCCAAACGCCGAUGCUACGUCGUAUGAAUCCCUGUCGCCUAUUCGGAAACUCGUCUUGCUAGGCGUGUUCUGUUCCGCCCAAUUCUUCGAUGUGUUCAAUGCAAGCGCCGUCCUUGUCUCGCUGCCGUCAGUUAAAGACUUGCACUUCGCCCCUGGCACCCUUCAAUGGAUCCUCUCUGCAUACACCCUAACCUUCGCUUCCUUUAUGCUCAUCGCUGGCACCCUCUCCGAUAUAUUCCACCCCAAGCCUAUAUUCUGCCUCGGUUUCUUGUUUGUAGGAUCCCGAGAUGAAGAUGAAGAAGAGCAGCCAGUCAAGAAGUCCCGUGUGUCUGCUGCAAAGAAGACCAUGAAAACCAAGAAAGACAAGAAGACCUCUGCCGACUGUGAUGCAGAGGACAAGGCUGCGAAAGCAGUUGCUAAGAAGAACAUGACACUUAUGUCUAGAAUCCUCCAGCAAAGUGGGGCUGGUGUAGCUCCACCGCCUCGCUCCACCGGCACAGGGAUUCAGAUCCCUUCCACUACCCCGUGCAUUGUCUCUGACCGUGCAUGUCGUCCUGAUCCCGACUCAGGUGACGAUGAAGACCCACAGGUCAACGCCGGUUCCAAAGACGACUCGAACUCCGGUGAUGAAGAAGAACUUGCUGUGGUCAAGGAUAAGGGUAAGGGUAGAGCUAGAGACUUGCACAACCUCGGUGCAGAGUCAGACAAGGACUCGGAGGCUGAUGCGGAUGUGGAGGAUAAAGAGAAUGACGAUGAAGAUGUUGAUGAAGAGGCCGCUGGAGCUGCUGAGGGUGAAGUUGCUGGUGUGGGUGAUGGAAGUGGUGACGACGAGGGUGAUGCGACAAUCAUGGAUGUUGAUAUCAAUAUCACUCCUCGCAAGCCUGCUAAACGCGAUGCUAGCCAGUCCCCACUCACUGACAAGCACACUGGUAAGGCUCAGCGCCGUAACGUCUCUCACUCCAGUGCUGCUUCCAGUGCUGCUUCUCUGCCGGCGCCUUCUCACUCUCCCUCUCCAUCUGACAACUUGCAGGAAUUGCAGGGCGCUUCACGAACCACUGGUGGCUUCACACGUGGUAAUGCCUUUGGCACCGCACCCAACAUGGCUGAUUUUGUUCCUGUUGGUGAUGUCCCGCCCAUCGAGACUCAUGGUAAGGGCAAGGUAGUCAUGCACACCACCUUGGGGAUGACCGACAAGCCCCACUCUGUAACCAUGGCCCGCUUUCCUACGCUGGCACCAAUCCUCAAGAUUCUGACCAGGAAAUUUCCGACUGUGACAGAGUCUGCUAUUUCAGUCUUGGAUGUUGAUGGGGAAUGGGAGGUCGCUGGUCCUUUUGCCCUUGCGCUAGAGGAUGACAUGGAUGUGACUUGGAAUAAUGACUUCAAGUUGUUCAUGCUUUUGGAGCCCCUUCCUGCAGCAUCUACUUCGGCCUUUCCCGCCUUUCCUCCUUCUCUCAUAUCAACUCACUCUGGCAGCUCAGUUGCCCACUCUGGUGGCUCUAUUGCGCCCUCAUCUAUUGCGCCCUCAGCAUCCAUCUCAUCUGUUGGUGUUGCUACUGCAGGUGCACUUCCGCCAGCUCCAGACCACAUCCGUGCAGCUUAUUCCACCAAGCAGCACCUGAUCCCGUACGCCGUUCUUCUUGAGGUCCCAGUCUCCUUGGUUCCUAACACCAAGCCCAAUGAUGGGGACAUCAUAUUGGCGUAUGAGCACUGGAAAGCUGCCAGUACUGCUCGAGAACGACUCAAGGCCAAAUAUGACGCUCACGAUCCCAAAUCCCCUCCUCUUCCUCCCUUUCCAAAUGUCGAAAACACUCGCGCCAUCUACAUGAAUCCCAGCAGCUUCAGCAACUACAAUCCCCUCUUUCUGGCUGCCAUUCAGCAUCCAGAUAUUCUCACAUAUCUGGAGGGUGAUGCUGGAGUGGGCUCGGCCAUCUACAAGAAAUUGUGGGGUGCAGUCAAGCCUGGCAAGGCUACCUUGGGCCAACUGGUGGAACGGAUCAACACUGAGCAGAAGAAGGAGGAGAAGAGGUCUGCAAAGAAGAAGGCUGGGCCAUCCAAAUCGAAUUUCUGUUUACAGACCUACAUGAUGCUGCUAGUGGUGUGGUUCUUGCUUGGACUUGUUCCAUGUGUUGCUGCAGCACCUAAACAAGAUCCUUUCCCAAACAUGCUCUUCACCGAGUUUGCUCAAAGCAUUCAGGACAACUUUGGUCCCAAGAUCAAGCUGUCUACUGUCUUAAUGCUUCUGAUGACUCUUGUCAGUAAUACAGAUCUCCUCAACCUUCAUGGACAACAGCAGGCUUCUCAGCAACAGGAGUCUACUAGCUGGAUGGCUGCCCUGGUCCGUGCUGUCAAAGCAAAGCUCUCUGACAGUGGCUUUGUCUCCCUGUUCACCACUGACAACUUACGGACUUCACGAUCUGAGCAGCAGCAAAUUACGCUUGCAGGCAAGAAACUCAGCCGGUUCAGCCGCUCUCUGUCUCUUGCUUCACACUCCAGUAUUGGGAAUUUCAAGUCCAAACUUCGCCCCAUCUCCACUGCUUCUAUUCAACCCAUCAUUCUUAUCACGCCCAUCGUCAUGGCUUGUCCAACUCUUGACUGUAACGACCAUAGCCUUACUCAAGACCUCCGGGAACGUGAUAUUGCUCAUGUCACAUUGCUCAAGGGGAGUCAGUGCUUGGAGAAAGUCCCUGUUCUGGCUGGCAGAUGCUCUUCCUGCAAUUCACUUUACUGGGCAGAUCACGAGCGGUUCACCCAGAACAACGGUGAUGACUUGUGCUUGUACCUCAACAAUGCCAAGUAUCUCAAGGUUGGCAAAAGUGUCUGGGUCGACCGCACUGUCUCUGGGGCUAUCGUCAAUGCCAACUACAGCUUCCAUGCUUCCACUGCUGCCAUUACCGAGUUUUGGAACUUCUCAUUUGUCAAGCCAAGUGGAGGUACCUUCAAACUUGGACGUCGACAAGUCUGGAAGGCCUUUGUGGAGGAGUCUAUCCGGCAGAUGGCUAAGUUCAACAAGCGCCAGAUUGUCUUUGAAGACAAUCUCCAUCAAUGCUCUGAGGGACAUUCUUGCGAUGAGUGUUGUCAUGCAUUCAAGGAUGUUGCUGAUGUCAUUCCAAGGCAACCCAAUGACCCUGCUGCAGUUGUUGGCCAUGAUGAAAAUCAUGCUGUUCCAGACUAUGCAGGGGAACCUGUUGAUCCAGAUGCAAUGGAGGUUGACAACCAGCCUGCUGCUGUGGUUCAGCCUACUGGCCCUGUUGCACCUGGCAAUCAUGGAGAGGUCUGCAUGAUUGUCAUUGAUGGAAUUGUCAUGGGGCCACGACAUUGCGCAAUGGAAGGGUGCGAGGCAGGACUUGAGAAUGCCCAAACUGGGGUGUUCUGCAAGAGGCAUGCAGAGAGGAUGGAAAACAAGUGCCAUAUGAAGGGAUGUGGCAAGGUCAAGGUUGGUGACACGAAGGCCUGUCAAGAUCACCAGGGGCAGUGGGCCACAUUUCGCAGGCAAUAUGCCAACACCUCACUUCUUGGAGUGCAGCGGAUGUUGAGAAGAGCUCAGGAGGAGAGACAGGAAUGGUUGCCUGUUGGUGGAGGAGCAGAGGCGCCAGAGCAUGAUGACCUUGCAGAGCAGGAGGUUGAACAGACCAUCUGUGCUCCAUGUGGUGUGGUCCUUGCCUGGCACAAGUUUGCCAAGUCAGAAGGGGUGGCCAAGAUUCUUCGGUUCCUUGAAGAUGUCUAUCCUGAUCCUGCCUCACGCCCCAGCUACAUUGCCAUUGACAAGGGGUGCGCCUUACUCAAGCAUAUUGUCAGGCAAGGUCACUGGCCUGCUUGGGAGCCAACAACUAGGAUUAUUGUGGACUCAUACCACUACAUCAACCACUGGAUCACUGAUCAUCUUUGCCGGACCUGGUGCAAUCCAGCACCCCUCAAUGGAGAUGCACCAAAUCUUGUAGUUGUUGCCAAUGACAAGCAAGGCAACCCUUACUAUAAGAGGGCUUUCAACACUCAGGCCUGUGAACAGCUCAAUGCAUGGAUUGGAGGUUUCCAGACUGUUCUCAACCGAAUAACAGUUAGCAACUUUGACUUCACGAUGCAUGUGCUGUUAUUCAUACACACUCAAUGGGUCAUUGCCAAGCAGGAGGAAAAGAAGAGGAAUCAAGAAGCAGGAAUAGAAAUGACAGACAGUGAUGAGGAGAGUGAGGAUGAAGAAGACUCAGAGAGUGAAGAGGAGAGUGAAGAGGAGGAGGAGAGUGAGGAGGAGGAGGACUAA